Betta splendens (Siamese fighting fish) is the source of this 2674-nucleotide messenger RNA. RefSeq names its product chromosome 4 C1orf53 homolog (gene c4h1orf53). The record is from RefSeq and is a predicted model, not a curated record. The transcript is spliced from 3 exons. Lineage: Eukaryota; Metazoa; Chordata; Actinopteri; Anabantiformes; Osphronemidae. The coding region runs from base 199 to 639 and encodes 146 amino acids.
ACGUGUGACCUGUGUGACGCGCUGCAGACCAGGAAGUGCUGCAGGUUCGCGCGCCGGUAAGUCCGAGGACGAGGCGGAAAAUAAACAGGGGAAAAUGGACACUUAUAUAUAGGAAUGAGUGUCGUCGUCAGUUGUGGUAAUGGUGGUGACCGGGUCGUGGACUGACAGCUUUUAGCCGGAGUUUACAAAUACAGGAACAUGCUUCACCGCCACGUUCCCAGCAAAGCGUUUGUUUACAGAUUGAUUUUGCUCCGUGUCCCGUUUAUUAAACGCCUUGUGGCCGCGUCGAUCGCGAGGCUGUGUGAAGGAAGCUCGAAGCGGCUGAGGAGCGGCAGCAUGUCACAGAUCAAUGCCGACGGCGGGGUGACGGGCGGGACGGGGGGCGAGCGCGAGCGCGACCACGCUGCGAGGAAGUUCACAGAGGAGGAGACGCUCAUCCACAGGAUCCAUAGAGAGGCGUGUGAGGCACAGAAGCAGAUGUACGUGGACCCUUCCAGCGGCUACAAGGUGUUCACGGAGCAUGCCCACCUCCAGAGAGGGAAGUGCUGCGGCAGCGCAUGCAGACAUUGCCCGUUCGGCCAAGUCAACGUGAAGGACCCGGCCAUGAAGAAGCGCUUCAAUAGCUUAUUUUACAAUUAGGCCCUCGCGGACCCGCGCCUCAGGUACAAUGCGAGGCCCUUCUUAGAAUGGAGCCCGCCAGCCGGUGCCCGUCUGCUGCCUGUCGUUAUUUGGACUGCUUGAGAGUCAUUUUUAGCAGUGUACCAUAUGAUGAAAUAUGGCGAGUGUCUGUGCAACGCGUACCUCCUGUGAAUCACAACUCUUCUUAGGAUUAUUUUCAUUCUCACACGACAAGGAAGGAGGUUAGCUCACCAGAACCCUAUGUAAAAUAGUCUUUUAUCACGUUUAUGUUUUGUUAUAUUUUCCAGGCCUUAUUUUUUCUCCCUCUCUCGCUCUCUCUCUCUCUCUCUCUCUCUCUCUCUCUCUCUCGAAUGUCCAAUGAAACGCCUUGAGCUUCGUUUUUCGUUUCUCUUCAAGAGUAUUUAAUAUUUUGUGGUACUCGGCUCCUCUGAUGCACUUACAAGGGUUGUGGGAGUAUGGAGAUGAAAACUGAAAGAGCAUUUUAGAUCUUCGCCCUCAAGAUAAAGGGCAUAUAAGGGAAAGUAACUGUAGAUAGUCAGAUGGAAUCUUGUGCUCUUUUGCUUUGCAUCUCUCGUUAUUUUCUCUCCCAAACGUACGGCUGCAUGAAUAUUAGCAUCAUUUACACCCCACAAGUGUUCGACUGAACUGUCUACCUUUGACUGAAACGCUGUGCUGUUAAAAAUAGUCUGGGGCCAGGGGUCAGCCCUCACACUUGGCUGCGCUGCUUCUGCACCACUUGAUGGAAUCAGGCUGUUAACAAACAUGCCGCGGACAUCAACAGCGGCGCUCCCCACCAGACCCACAGCUGCAGCCUCCUGGCAGCGCUUGGCUCCGGCGCAGCUCCCCGCGGCUGCUCUCCCGAGCCGCAGCCUAAUGAACUCCUGGGCCGCGCCGGCCCAUCCCGGCUCGCGUUCUCCAGCGAGCUCCGACGCGCGCAUGCGCAGGCGGCCGAGGCUCCAAAUGGGCCAAUGUAGAAGGAUGGCGCAAAACGCCGCGCCCGGUGGUGGCGCGGGUGAGGUCACGCGCUCGCGCAGCUCCACCUGUGCGUGCGGGGGACGUUUUGGGGGGGAGGAGCGCAUGUGCGUAAAGGCGGCGCGGUGCCUUCAGGCGCUCGCUCGCUCGCUCGCUCUGAACCUGCCACACACGCUCGGCUGUCUCCGCCUGAUUGGGCGAGCGGCGUCGGGAUGAGAGGAUGUGUCUGCCGCGGAAUCCUGUCGCAGCCGCCUACCGGCGCGGCCACAAUUUCUCUCGGCAGGUGGGUCCCAAAGGCAAGUGCUUAGUGAUCGGAGCAAAGCCCUGUGAGCGGCUACAAGGAGAUUCAUGAUCUCUACAGUGCUGGGGAGGACAGGUUCUCCGGGACGCGUCGUCAGGCGGGAUGAGAGGCGAAUUUAUUUGGUGUUAUUCUAAACCGAGGCAGCGGAGCGUGCGGCAGCAACAUUUCUGCAGCGGGACGGUGAAGGUGUCACACUCAUCAAGUACCUGGGCCCGCUUGCCUGCCGCGGCUCCGCGAGUUUUGCCUAGGGACUUGUCUGUCACAUUAAAGUAGAUGCAUUGCCAUUCAGGGCCUCGGCGGUCCCGCAGCCUGACCAUGAAAUAGGCCAACUUUCAUGUCUGCCUCAUCCCUCCACGUCUUCCCGAUCCGGUGAUGGCACAGUUUGAUAUAUAUAUAUAUAUAUAUAUAUAUAUAUAUAUAUAUAUAUAUAUAUAUAUAUUUUGCGUUCACUCGUUCUAGCCUAGCAGUUGGCGACUUAGACACAAACAGCACAGCGAUUCCUCCGACAGAUUUGUGGAGAGAUUUAGUCCUGCCUGUCCAUGUACAGCCGGACAGGCCGCUCAGGUCCUGACUUAGCAUUAAGUCUGCAUCAGUCAUUUUAAUUAGCAGCCUAAUUGACUUUUUAAAUUAAUUAUAAUUAAGGCUUUUACAUUUAUUAUAAGGAAAUAUAAUGAUAUAGUAAUCAAUUCAUUGCAGCUGUAGAACGAUGGCAAUGUCUGAUCUCGCCUACGCCGGCCGUCCGGCCGCUGUGCUCCCCCAGCG